AUGCUCGCCAAGAGCGCCCACAUCCGAGCCCCAUACCCCGGUCCCCACCAGCCACUGCCGGGUGAGCCUUAUCUCACCACCGCUAUCCUUGAGUCCAUGCGACUCUUCCGCUCGGCAGGCGAUGGUACACACCACUGGACCGUGGGUCAAAAUCAUGAUCCCAAGCUCCUCAUCACACCAGAAAAUAAAGGCAUUCUUGAUUUCCGAAAUCCCAUUCAUAUGACUGAUUGGCAAAUCAUUCCAUACAUCUUCCCCCACUCUUAUUCCACCGAGGUCGAUGAGCAAAGCAAGAAAACGAGGAAGAAGGUGAUGAUGAUGAAGAAGAGGAGGAGCCUCACCAUGCUUCUCCCACCGGUGGUGGCAGCUCAUCCCAUUUUGCUGCACCCCCGCCUUAUCAUCAACAAUAUAUGGACGAAUUCCAAUCAAUCCAUACCCGCCUCGACACCUAUCAGCAGGAUAUUACCAGCCUGA
Molecule: messenger RNA, 471 nt
Organism: Lactuca saligna
Lineage: Eukaryota; Viridiplantae; Streptophyta; Magnoliopsida; Asterales; Asteraceae
Source: the annotation of a GenBank genome assembly